Messenger RNA from Aaosphaeria arxii CBS 175.79, 1626 nucleotides. Its product is annotated as FAD/NAD(P)-binding domain-containing protein. NCBI's taxonomy places the organism in Eukaryota, Fungi, Ascomycota, Dothideomycetes, Pleosporales. The transcript has a single exon. Bases 1 to 1530 code for a protein of 509 amino acids. Gene Ontology annotation, molecular function: N,N-dimethylaniline monooxygenase activity; NADP binding; flavin adenine dinucleotide binding. The record is from RefSeq and is a predicted model, not a curated record.
AUGGCUAAAUCACAUCAGUCCCCAAGGAAGGGGGCCAAUACUCCGGCGGACGUGAAGCCAGAAAACAUCUCUCCUUCGCAACCCAAAGAAUCUUUCGACGUGGUCAUCGUCGGAGCUGGAGUUUCUGGAAUCAAUACCGCUAGAUACCUCGAAAGCGAUGCCCCGCGAGGGACAUCCUACGUCAUACUAGAUAGACGCAGUCACUGGGGAGGAACUUGGGAUCUUUUCAAAUACCCAGGCAUUCGAUCCGAUUCAGACAUGUCUACAUUUGGCUAUUCAUGGAACCCAUGGCAUUUGGACAAACCUCUCGCGACAGGACCUGAAAUAGCCACAUAUCUCUCCAGCUCCGCGGCGAAGGUUGGCGCAGAUCAACAUACUCGGUUUCAACAUCAAGUCUUAUCUGCUAACUGGUCCUCUGCUGCCUCUCGAUGGACGGUCACUGCGACGAAGUCCGAUGGUGAACGAGUAGACUUUAUCUGUCGCUUUAUGGUACUUGGAACUGGAUAUUACAACUAUGAUGAGCCUCUGAAAACAACCAUACCGGGUCUAGAUCAGUUUUCUGGUCGCGUCAUCAAACCCCAAUUCUGGCCCGAGAAGCUUGACUACAUGAACAAGAAGAUCGUGGUAAUUGGGAGCGGAGCCACUGCAGUCACCUUGUUACCAUCUCUAGCAGAGGACGCAAAACACGUCACGAUGCUGCAACGUAGCCCAACAUAUAUCGCGACAUUGCCAAUGUCAGGCGGGAUUGUUUCAAAGGUCCUUGGGGCAAUUCUACCAAAGGUCGUUGUGCGCAGGUGGAAUCGGGUCCGGCGCCUCCUGAUGGGCUACAUGUUCUAUUAUUUUUGCAUGUGGUAUCCAAAACAGGCUCGUGACCUCCUCGAGAGAGGAAGUGCCUUGCAGCUUCUCCCAGGGGCACCUGUUCGACCAAAUCACUCUCCGCGGUACAAUCCCUGGGAACAGAGACUCUGCGUCUGCCCUGACGGAGAUUUCUAUGCAGCACUGAGAUCUGGAAAGGCUGAUGUCGUCACUGAUGUUAUUGAAGAAGUCACUAGCCAUUCAAUUGUGCUAAAGUCAGGCCAGAAGCUACAGCCAGACAUUAUCGUAGCAGCUACUGGGCUGCAACUUCAAUUUGCCGGAGGGAUCAAGAUAUCCAUUGAUGAACAAGCCAUCAAUCCCUCGUCGAAAUUCGCCUGGAAAGGCUGCAUGCUCCAGGACGUACCAAACCUUUUCUUUGUCAUAGGCUACGUCAAUGCGUCGUGGACUCUGAGUGCAGAGACGACUGCCACGCUUCUUGUACGACUUUUAUGGCGGAUGCGGGCCCGUGGCGCAAAUGUAGCUUUACCAACACUACAACAACCAGAGAAGAUGACCCAAGUACCUCUGUUUAAUCUUUCGUCGACCUACGUCAAAGGCUCAGCAAGCAUAUUCCCCAAAGGAGGCAUUGGGCAAUGGGCACAGAAGAAGAAUCACAUUGUAGACGCAUGGCAAUCGAGUUGGGGCGAUAUAGUGUCAGGGUUGACCUUGAAGUGAGUGCGGACUUACAUUAUGGAGUAGCAUUGUAAAUUGAAUAGAAGCUCUGCUCAUCAUUCUCCUUACGUACCUCAAUAGCGUUAAUGUUAUGUUUCA